Molecule: messenger RNA, 996 nt
Organism: Limulus polyphemus (Atlantic horseshoe crab)
Lineage: Eukaryota; Metazoa; Arthropoda; Merostomata; Xiphosura; Limulidae
Product: CBP80/20-dependent translation initiation factor-like
Exons: 5
Coding region: 33-818 (261 amino acids)
Biological process (GO): regulation of translational initiation
Molecular function (GO): translation activator activity
Source: RefSeq, a predicted model, not a curated record
AUUCCGUACUUUUGAACGAAGACAUAUGGAAAAUGGCUGGCAGAGGAAGAGGAUGGAGUAGAGGACAGAAAAAAGAUGAUACACCAGUUGGGCAACCAUUGCGUCAACCUGCAGCUAAGCCUACAAAUUGUGAAGAUCCAGAUUUAGCCGAUAUAUCUUCUAAUCUGGAUAAACUUCGUCUGUCAACAGAGAAAGAUCUAAUUAUUGAUGAAGGAUUGGUUUUAACUGUGAUUGAUGGCAUUAAAACCCUAAUCAAAAAUGAAAAAUCCCUCAGUAAAGUAGUAGCAUUCCUUCAUCAUUUUUCACAGAAGCAAAGAAGUACAUCUGAAAUUAUAGCAGUUGUUUGUGGUCAUUUAAGUUGUUUUGAAGCUGGUGAUGCUAAAUUUAGAAACUUGCUUCUAGAAAAAUUACAAAAAGAUUUUCAAGAUUAUAAAAGUAUACAGAAGGAAGAUCCAGAAAAAUUUUUAUGUAAUGUAACUUUUCUGUGUGAAGUUUUCUGCAAUGUUCGGCUAAAAGAUGGAUCACCUUUGAAAAUAUUGUCUGUUCCUGUGUUAGAAUAUCUUAAGGAAAUACUAGAUUAUCAAACAGAGACAGGUCUUGUAGUAUUUAUUGAGCAGUUUAAGAAAAAUGGACCGGAGCUUCAGGAACUUGCAAAAGAUGAAGUGGAGAGCCUAUUGCUGAAGUUAAGAAAAAUACUCAUAACAAAAGAUCUUGGAACAAGAUGUAGAGCCAGUUUACUGGAACUGUUGGAAAUGUUUUUGAGGGACUGGAAACCACUUGGAGCUGCUGUAGACAAUCUGUAUAGGAAUCUCAGUUGAAACAAACACAAGACCUUAAUCUUAUUUGUAAACAUUUUGCUUGUAAAAUCUACAAAAAUAAAAAAAAUAAAGUGACACAGCUUGCUUAAUGAAUUUUAUUGGAAAUGAAAAAUACUAUGCGUAUAUGUUACUUUGGUAUACUGUAGAAGAAUGCUGUAUUAAACAAUUUUGAGGUGUA